AUGGACGAACAUAAUAAUAGUAGUACCAUUAUUAUCAGCAAUAAUGUUUCACAAGAUAGAAUUGAAACAUCACAAGAAAGAAGAAGUAGUAGAAGAAGAGUAAUUUUAAAUAGUAACAACAAUGAAAUUUUCAGUCACCAAGAGGAUUUGAGUACUCAACAAGGAGAAUAUAUAUUGGAUUCAUCUUUUAGAAACAGGGAUAAUAAUAAUAAUAAUAAUAAUAAUAAUAAUAAUAAUAAUAAUAAUAAUAAUAAUAAUAAUAAUAAUAAUAAUAAUAAUACAACAACUCUAUCACUAUUAAUUCAACGUAGUAGUGGUGUCAAUGGGAUAUAUGUUGAUGCAACAAUGGAUGAAAAUAGUGAUGAAGAAAAAGAAGAGUUAAGUGAAGGAGACCAAUUAAUAAACUUUGAAGAUGUAUCAUAUAAUGAAGAAGUAUUAGAGGAUGAUCAUCAAAUUCAACUCCAACUACAACUACAUGAUGGUGGUGAAGAACCUGAAUAUGAGGAAUUCUUCAUGGAAUACGAUGAAGAACAAGAAGAACAACAAGAAGAAGAAGAAGAAGAAGAAGAAGAACAACAACAACAAGAAGAAGGGGGUGAUGAUAAUCAAUAUGAUGCUGAAUUUAGUAUUGAAGUUGAUGUAGAAUUAAAUAAUUUUAAUGAUCAAUAUGAUGAAGGUGCAAUGGAAAAUGGUGAACGUAGAAAUAGAUUAAUAAUAAUUCAUAACCAUAUACAUGAAGUUAGUGAUGAUGAUGAUGACGACGAUGAUGAUAAUAAUAAUAAUGAAGGUGACCAAGUUAUAGAAUAUUAUCAAGGUGGUGGUGGUGAAGAAGAGGAAGAGGAAGGAGAUAGCAAUGGUGAAGGUGAAGGUGAGGGUGAAGAAUAUCAACCUCAAGAGGGUGAGAGUGAAGAAGAUUAUGAAGAAGAUUUUUAUAUUGAACAUGAUGAUUAUGAUCAUGACAUUGAAAUACAUGAAGAGGAGCAAGAGGAAGUUGAUGAGGAGUUACAAGAAGAGGGAGAGGAAGAAGAAGAAGAAGAAGAGGUAGAAGAGGAAGACGCUCAAGAGGAACAAGAAGAUAAUGCAAAUGAAGGAGAAGAAGAGGAAGAAGAAUUUGAAGAUAUAGAUGAAUCAAACCAACAUGUAGAUUCAAAUAUUGAAGUUGAUGAUGAAGAUGCUCAUGUCAAUAUUGAUGGUGAUGAUGAUGAUGAUGACGAAGAUGAUAUUCCCACUGUCAAUAAUAGCAGAAACGAAGAUAGUUAUUGGACAUACGGAGAUUUAACAUCUGAAGAUAAUGGUGUGUCAACAUCAAGAAGACGACUCUUUAGACGCGGUGUAAGUUUACAUCCAUCUAUUGGUUAUGAUGUGGAACUUUCUGAAAUUUUAAGAUAUAGAGAUCAACAAGAACUUUAUGAAAAUAGCAAUAAUAAUGGUGGUAGUAGUAGUAGAAGAAGUAGAGGAAGUAGUAGCAAUAGCAGUAGUAGUAGUAGUAGAUAUGCAAGAGAUCCUGAACUUCAAUAUGUUUAUGAACAUCCAGUUUCAGAACAAUUUGGAUAUAUAGGAUGGUUUUUAUAUAAUAAUUUUCAAAAGAGUGGAUUACUUAGAGUUGAUUCAGGUCCAAAGUUUUUAUCACAGGUUUUAAAUUUCUACCUAACACUAUUGGAACAACAAAAAACAUAUACCUUUGAAAAUCAAAAGAAAUUGGAAGCAUUUAUAAGUUGUUUUUUAAAUAUAGCCGAAACAAAUAAAUUACUUGGUAUAAGGUUAUCAACAAAAGAACUCAUUCCCAUUAAAUUCACAUUGGAUAUCAUUGAACAUCAUUUCAAAUCAAAUGAUUCCCCUUUGUUUAAACAUUACAUUGAACAUGUAUUACCAGUGUCCGAAUUAUUUUAUAGUAAAAUCACAAAUGAUAAAUUGGCAAUCAUCAAUAAACGAUUGGUAUCCGCUUUAUCCUCUGCUGAAAACUAUUCAUCCGUAAUUAACAUUCACGAUAAGCGAUCACAAUAUUUUGAAUAUUUCAGAAAACAAUUAUGGUCAAUUCGAAAUCAAAAUGACUUAAAUACAUUAUCAUCAUAUUAUAAAUAA
Messenger RNA from Dictyostelium discoideum AX4, 2082 nucleotides. RefSeq lists its product as hypothetical. The coding region runs from base 1 to 2082 and encodes 693 amino acids. Lineage: Eukaryota; Evosea; Eumycetozoa; Dictyosteliales; Dictyosteliaceae. The record is from RefSeq and is a predicted model, not a curated record. Gene Ontology annotation, biological process: chromatin remodeling. The transcript has a single exon.